Sapajus apella (tufted capuchin) is the source of this 813-nucleotide messenger RNA. Its product is annotated as neuroblastoma breakpoint family member 1-like. The coding region runs from base 115 to 501 and encodes 128 amino acids. The transcript is spliced from 3 exons. The record is from RefSeq and is a predicted model, not a curated record. Lineage: Eukaryota; Metazoa; Chordata; Mammalia; Primates; Cebidae.
CUUAUGUGAAGUGUGAUUUUCUUAAUGUGACCUGCUUUUCUGAAUUUGCCUACAGAAGGUCGAAAAGAUCAUGAGGAGGACCGGCAAUACGGAGACAGCCAAAAUAAACUUCUUAUGAGUCAAGCGGCCCACGACCUGGGCUGCCGGCUGAAGACGGAAGAAACUGACCAAGAUGAGGAUGAAGACGUUCACGUCGCAGAGGCUGAGCGAGUAGAGGAGUCACGUGCCCCCAGGCUCAUCGGGGAGGUGCCGAAGGUGGAUGUCAAGAGAGUCCUUGAAGACUCACCGGAGGAAUGUGUCAUCACUCGUUCCAAUAGCUACGGCCCUUCUGACUCCAGCCAGCCUCACGGAGACACCAAUGAAAUCCCAUUUGAGGAAGACAACCUCAACUCUGCACUGGUUGUCGAGAGUCCAUCAUCUCAUGAUGUAGUGGAGGAUGCUCUAAUCAUUCUUUCAGGUGACCCCUGCAUUCCUUGUUUUUGGUACCUAAGACUAGGCUGAGGGAGAUCAACUCUGAAGACAGGCUCUAUACACACAAAUCGGUUUGAAUAAAAAUGUAUGAUGGGAUACUAAACGCAGAUAUCAGGGAAUUUUUAUCCCUUCCUCAGCUCAUGCCACGCGUUUGUCUCCCAGGCCCAAGUAUCAAGUUACCAGACCCCAGGCCGGUGUGACAAACUCAUGGUCACCUGAGUGCAGGAGGUGUACAGUAGGUGUCUGUCAGGUCUCCUAGCUUUGAGUCGGUAUCUCUCAUCUCCUGUCAUUAUGUCAUCUGUCCCUGAACGAUGUUCAUGGAGUUUCCGUUUCUUUUUAAGG